AUGUCAGUCGCAAACGCCGGUCUCGCGGCCGCUGCAGCCUCUGCCCAGGCAGAGGACCCAAGAAAUGACAGCAGCACAGACAAUCCCAAUGGUCUAGUCGACGAAGAUCAUCCUGUUGCCCCCGAUCAGUUCAUCACCAAAUAUGAGACCACCAAAUGGGAACGUUGGGCCUAUUAUUCUUACUAUGUUGGCAACAAUGGCUUAACAUUGUUCAAUUUCGCCCCGACGUCGUUUCAGGAUUUACUGUAUGAAGCUGCCGGAGAUAGUGAAAGAUUGCGAUUUCUAGGUGCCAAUCGAACAAUCAACAGUAUCGUCCUUCUAGCAAAUGGGAUAUCGUUUGCGAUUCAAGUGGUCCUUUUCCUCAUCCUGGGAAGUAUGGCCGACUAUGGUACCUGGAGGCCCUGGAUUCUCAUCUUUUGGUCAAUUGUUGCAUUUGGACUCGGAUUUGGAUGGCUGGGCGUUCAUACUGAGGACAAAUGGCCAGUAGCGACAGGUUUGUACAUGGUGGGAUUGAUCGCAUACCAAAUGUGUAUUACAUUUUGGACAGCAGCUUUUCCAGGAUUGGCAAGAAACACUCCAGAGAUGCGGGCCCAGGCUCAGAAAUAUGAAAAUCGAGAGAUCACUCGAGAUGACUAUGACUUUGCGGACAUGAUGCAGCGCAAUCGUAUCUACAAUAUGGCCUUUGUCUUUCAAUCCGCUGGCGAGAUCAUCAUUCUAGCAAUCCUGGUCGGAAUACUGUUCGCCUUGGAUGUGAAUGCCAGUGCAGCUAACAACCUCUGGGGACUAAGCGUUCUCAUAGCAUAUGCGACCGGUGUAUGGAUUCUACUUGCAAUACCAUGGUUUAUUCUGGAGAAGCGUCGGCCAGGACAGAGGCUUCCCGUAGGAAUGAAUAUUGUGGGCGUCGGAUUUUGGAAUAUCUAUCGAGCGAUUGUUCAGAUCUGGGAGUUGAAGCAAACUCUCCUAUAUCUCAUUGGCUACUUCCUAUUAGGAGACUCCUUGAACACGACAGUGACUGUGAUCGCGACUCUACAGAACUCUGUUGUCUCAUACAACACCUUGAAACUGACGUAUCUGCUCAUUGUGGGCAUUGCAGCACAAUUGAUUGGCAUUUACAGCUUUUGGUUGAUUCAGAAACGAUUCGGUCUUAGUACCAAGGUCAUGUUUGAUGCUGUCAUGCUCGGCAUACUAUUGCUUGACGCAUGGGGAAUGAUAGGAAUUUGGAGCCAGAAAUUUGGAUUCCAUAACGAAUGGGAAUUCUGGCUCUACCAGGUGGUGUAUGGUCUGGUUGUACGUUCUUCAGAGCCAACGAAACAAGAUCUCUUUACUUACUCAGGGCAGGUCUGUCCAUGGUAUGCAUACAGCCAGACAAUGAUUAGCGAGGUCACGCCCAGAGGCAAAGAGUUCUUGUUCUUUGCGCUCUUCAGUAUCAUGGGCAAGACCAGUGCAUUCAUUGGACCCAUUGUGAGCAGUGCGAUAAUCGACGCCUCGCCGAAUGGGAACAACAGCCUUCCCUUCUACUUCUUGUUCGGACUGAGCUUGCUCAGCUUCUGUCUCCUCUGCUUCUUUGUGGAUCUGAAGAAGAGUCGAAGGGAGCAAGAACGGUUCUUGGCGAAAGAGAAGGCUGCAAAAGAGAGGAGAGCUAGUGUGAUUAGUGAAGUCUCGGAGGGAGACACAGCUCACGAGAGAUUCACAGAAGCCGAAUCGGGAAGGAAGAUUUGA
This is a messenger RNA of Exophiala aquamarina CBS 119918, 1719 nucleotides long. RefSeq lists its product as uncharacterized. The coding region runs from base 1 to 1719 and encodes 572 amino acids. The record is from RefSeq and is a predicted model, not a curated record. The transcript has 3 exons. NCBI's taxonomy places the organism in Eukaryota, Fungi, Ascomycota, Eurotiomycetes, Chaetothyriales, Herpotrichiellaceae.